Messenger RNA from Sipha flava (yellow sugarcane aphid), 2089 nucleotides. It is a transcript of the gene CycB3, whose product is annotated as G2/mitotic-specific cyclin-B3. Gene Ontology annotation, cellular component: centrosome; cyclin-dependent protein kinase holoenzyme complex; cytoplasm. Gene Ontology annotation, molecular function: cyclin-dependent protein serine/threonine kinase regulator activity. The transcript is spliced from 10 exons. Gene Ontology annotation, biological process: regulation of cyclin-dependent protein serine/threonine kinase activity; mitotic cell cycle phase transition. The record is from RefSeq and is a predicted model, not a curated record. NCBI's taxonomy places the organism in Eukaryota, Metazoa, Arthropoda, Insecta, Hemiptera, Aphididae. Bases 241 to 1563 code for a protein of 440 amino acids.
GAUAAUACUAUCAAUUAGGUGUUGUCGUCGACAGCAACACGCUUUGCAUGCCGAUAACCCUUGUAACGGUCGCAGUUGUUUUUGUUUUACGAAUAUUUUUUUAGUUUUCAUGUCCCCGAUUUAUCAUAGCUAUAGUUGACGCAACCGGCGAUUUUUUUACUAAAUAUUAUUGCCGUCGAAUAUAUCGCUCUGUAUCAACAGUCAAGUGUCAACAUCAACCGAGUGCAGCAGAAACCAACAAUGCCUCCGAUAACUCGAAAUCAGUUGAAAAAAUGCAGUCAUAAGACAGAGCCUUAUUCCAAAGAGAAUCGUCCAUCAGAUAAAAGAAAUGCUUUAUCAGAUCUUGUUAUAGAUAAUGUUGUGAAAGAAACUGUGGUCUCUAUAGAUAAAGAAGAAGUUAUAAAAUCAUCUAAUGAAAAUGUUUUCAUAAAAGAUAAAAUAUUACCAACAGAGAAUAUAAGUGAGAUUCCUAAACUAAAAAAUGAAUUUCCUAAACCCAUUAUUGCUAGUUUAACGGAGAAAAAAUUAAUUACAAAUGAACCUGCACGAUUAUCUUUAACCGAUUCCAGUGUUAGUACUAAUACAUCAUACCAAACAGCAAAUAAUGAAUCAGUCAAUUCCAAAUAUUCUGCUUCUUCUGAAGAGUUAUAUACAACAGUUAGUUCUCGAAGUUCAAUACCUUUUGAAAUUAACCAGUCGGAAUUGUAUCAAUCAGCUGUGCAAGAAGUUACUUGUAAUGAAGACGAAAUAUUUGAGACCGAUCAAGCUCAUUGGAAUAAUUUCAUGUACGUAGGUUGUUAUGCAAGAGAAAUUUUUAAAUAUCUCAGACAAAGAGAAGAUCAGUUUAAUGUUACUGAUUACAUUAAUAAUCAAAAUGAAUUGACCCCCAGACAUCGAGCAAUUGUGGUGAAUUGGUUAGUUCAUUUGCAAGAAAUGUAUGGAUUAAAUCAUGAAGUGUUGUAUAUGGCAGUCAAGAUUAUUGAUUUAUAUUUAUCAAAAAAUGAAAUUUCUAAAGAUAAAUUUCAACUUUUGGCCUCAGGGGCCAUAUUAAUAGCCAGUAAAAUCGAUGAGAGAGAGCCUGGAUUUCCAUAUGAUCUAGUUAAACAAUGCAAGUUUAUUUAUACAGAAGAUGAACUGUUUGUUACUGAAAGAGAAUUAGCCAAAGCUUUAAAUUAUGACAUAAAUGUUCCUUUGUCAUAUGUAUUCUUAAGAAGAUUUGCACGUUGUAUGAUGUGUCAAAUGUUUCUGUUAACAUUAGCAAGAUAUAUAUUAGAAUGUAGUCUAUUGGAUUAUACAUUUGUAACUUUAAAAGAUUCAUUAAAAGCUGCAGCAGCUUUGUAUUUGGCAUUCAAAAUGUGUUUUAAAACAAUCAAUGCUAAAGAUUUAAAAAAAUUUACAGGCUAUGAUGUAAAAGAAAUUGAAAGUACGGUUAUUGCAUUGAACAACAUGUUACAUACUCAGUGUCCAGACUUGUCUGCUGUCAAACAAAAAUAUUUGCACGAGACUUUUUACCAAGUUGCUAGUAAGUCUUUACUAAGCAACUCUAAAUUAACUUUUGACUGAGUCACAAACAGAUAUCUUCAACAUGAUACUAAGGGAAACCCGUUUUGGUUUUGGUAUUAUGUAAUGUAUUAAAAUAAUCUUAGUCCUAUUUUUUGUUUUUACCUUUCUUUUGUGUAAGAUUUUUUCAAAUAGUAAAUUUCUCAAUAUUACACUUAUGUGAAACAUGCAUUUUGAAAUAUUCAUUUAUAAUAUUAUUGUAGUUAACAACUUAAGUACUGGCAUGGGCAUAGAACCCAUUGCUAAUAUUAUUGUUGAUGUUUAUAGUUUACCAUUUCUCAAAUGUUAAAAUGUAAUUGGGCAUGUUCAUCAUUAUUAUAUAUUUACAUUUUUUUAUUGGGUAUUACUAUUUAUAAUCAAAUUAUGCAGUUGAACUGUUUAACCAUACAUAUUCUAAUUUUAUCAUAUUGAUAAUCUUUUUUUAUCUUUAGUUGUAAGAAAUUACGAGAAUGCUUAAUGUUUCUAUUUUUUAUUGUCCUUGUGUUAUAAAUUAGUCAAUUCAAUUGUACAAAACAUUAUUUAUUAGUAU